AUGGAUCCAGCUAAUAGUCUUACCUAUUUAAAAACAACUCUAUCUUCUGAGAUGUUUUUAAAUAGGUAUUUUUAUUCUGUCUCGCUUUUCUUGUCUUCUCGUCCUAAUCUUCUCUUUUUAUCAUUCACUUUCUCUUCUCUAAAGUUCCUUCGUAUCUAUUCUUCUAUUCUAUCUUUGAUGUUUUACCGUCUUUCUCUUUCACCCUCUCUUCAUCUCAUUUUUCCUUGCAUUCACUCUUUCUAUAUCUUUCUUAUUCACUUACCUUCUAUAUUUAUUAUUUUUCUGACAACAACUUUUUUUUAUUUUCCCCCUCUCUUUUCUACCUUGCUUUUACUUUCUCCACUCUCUCUAUUUCCUAAUUCAUUUUGGUUUUUCUCCUUCCUAUCUCAUUUUAUUUCUCCUGUUUGCAAUUCAUUUCUUUCAUUUUUUCUACUCUUUCUCUCGCAGCUCUUUUCAUUUAUAUCUACUUUUUCUUUCACGUUAGUUUAUAUGCAACUUGCUACUAGCAUUUUUUUUAUCUCCUUACCUUUCUCCUUCUUUCAAUUUGACUAUUCUUUCUUUCUUUCUCUCUUUCUUUCUUCCUUCCUGCUGAGACGUCAAAUUUCAAGUAACGAAAUUGAAGCCUAUUUGUUCAUUCCAUAG
Molecule: messenger RNA, 642 nt
Organism: Acanthosepion pharaonis
Lineage: Eukaryota; Metazoa; Mollusca; Cephalopoda; Sepiida; Sepiidae
Source: the annotation of a GenBank genome assembly